This is a messenger RNA of Tinamus guttatus (white-throated tinamou), 2208 nucleotides long. The record is from RefSeq and is a predicted model, not a curated record. NCBI's taxonomy places the organism in Eukaryota, Metazoa, Chordata, Aves, Tinamiformes, Tinamidae.
CUCUGAUCCUCUGCCUCUCGCCUUGCAGCCGCGCUCACCUCCGCCUGUGUCUAGAGCGCUUAAAAGUCCUGAUCCCGCUGGGGCCAGACUGCACCAGGCACACAACGCUGGGGCUGCUCAACAAAGCCAAAGCUCACAUCAAGAAACUUGAGGAGACUGAGAGGAGAAGCCAACACCAGCUUGAGCACCUGGAACGAGAACAAAGAUUCCUAAAGAGAAGACUGGAACAGCUACAGGGUCCUCAGGAGAUAGAGCGAAUACGAAUGGACAGCGUUGGCUCUACCAUUUCCUCUGACCGCUCGGACUCGGAGCGAGAAGAGAUUGAAGUGGACGUUGAAAGCACAGAGUUCUCCCAUGGAGAAGUGGACAAUAUCAGCACAACCAGCAUCAGUGACAUUGAUGAUCACAGCAGCUUGCAGAGUAUUGGGAGUGAUGAGGGUUACUCCAGCGCCAGCGUCAAGCUCUCGUUUGCUUCCUAGAGCCAAGUGAGGUGACAGUGCAGGGCAAAUGAUUUCACUGGGGUGAUCAAGCUGGGUCCUAGAUGCCAGUAUCCUCUUUCAGAAAUGACAUGUUGACACCUAGUCCUGGAGAAACCUGUAAAUAAAGCCUUUUGGGUAGAGGAAGCCUCCACAGAAACCCAAAUACAUGUUCAUUUGGUCAUGUUACCAACACCAAUUCUUACUGGCAAAAAGUUAGACCAAACCCUAGUCCCUUUAAAGUUAAUGAUGAGCUAUCCAUUUGUUUCUGUGGGACUUGCAUUUAGACCUUAGCGAUGAAACACUUUAUUUUGACUUUAUUUGUUUGAAAGAGGAUACUAGAGACUCAUCCCUCUCUUUCUGCCAUGAGAUCUGAGAAAUGUCACAAUUUCUUAUAUUGCAUUCAGAUUGAACAAUCUAGUUUAGGCCCUUCUGAAGAGCUUUUGUGGUCCUGAAAGGACCGUGUCCUGCAGUUUAUCACAAUCCAACGCUGUUGUAAAUUGCUAGGAAGUCUUUGAAGGCUUAUGUAGCCUAGGAAUAAUCUAACACCGGUAACGACUGCUGUUCGGUGCCCAGAGGGAGAGGGGCAGCAGAGAAGCAUGUUCAGGAGAGAACACCAUUCAGCUCAGCUUUCUGUUGAACGUCAUUUAAAAAGCAAGUACCUCUGAUGCGUGGCCAAAGCAAGGGGUGCAAACCUGUAAGCUACCAGCACGUCGUGGGCUGUCACCACUGGGGCUGUGACACCGACAGCAGAUCUCCCGGUAGACGCGUGCGCAGGCACCCAGACAACUGAGGACAGAAAGAAGCCAGCACUUAAGAGAGCUGCUGGGCCAGAAGGACAAGCCCAGAUACUGAGCCACUACGAUCUUUUUAUUUGAAGAGAUUUUUGAUAAAACAUUUGUAAAAUGUGUUGGGAGGGCAAACACCCCAAGUCUGACGUGUCUUUUUAGAGCUCGUCCAUACGAAACCUUAGAUGUCUUUUAUAUGAAUUAACGCCAUGAAAAGAUCUCUGUUCCAAUGAAGCACUUGACCCAAUGAAACACAAAGAUGCUUUUUGCCAUGCACACAACGGAUGAAGGCUGUGCCAGCUGGAAAGGCCAGGUUUGGUGGGGGUUUCUUUGGUUUUCUUUUUAGAAUCAUUCCCUUUGCUGCCUUUUGAAGUUCCAGUCCAGUAGUUAACCUAGUUAAGCUCAGCACGUCUCUCAUUAAGGUAACGUUUCGACUGCACGUCCUGUUCCCAAGGGCCUUGUCAUCCUACCCGUGCAGGUGCUGUUAGGAGCUAUUGUAUCGAAUGUUUGCGGAUUUUCUUGGAGCCGAGCGUUCUAACCUGCACUUUGAGGGCUUUACCUUUUUAUUUUCGUCUUUUUAAUGGCCAGGAAUAUUUUGUUUUCCAAGUUUUAAAAACCUUAAUAGAGUCCUCACCUAUGGCAUUGUUUGAAACUUUGUAUAUCUUUAAGUAAUUUAACUACCCCUCAUUACUAAGGAAAAAAAGAGGAAAAAAAUGCUUUAUAAAAUUCAUAACUUAUUGCUGAUCUGAAUGGGUUGUUAAUUUCAGUCCUGUAGAUUUUAUUUUAUUGUUUUAAGUAGGGUUGGGCAAAAAGAGGUAAAAUAAAAUAAAAAAAGAAUAAAGACAACUAUAUUUAGCAGUGCAGUGGAAUUGUGUUUAAAUGUUAGCAUAUGGUUCCCCAUUAAAGUAGCACUUUAACGCCAUUAAACAUUUCUGUAUCUGAAA